Molecule: messenger RNA, 1787 nt
Organism: Chenopodium quinoa (quinoa)
Lineage: Eukaryota; Viridiplantae; Streptophyta; Magnoliopsida; Caryophyllales; Amaranthaceae
Exons: 2
Coding region: 450-1787 (445 amino acids)
Source: RefSeq, a predicted model, not a curated record
AACAGUAUCUCUAUUUGUUUUUUUCUUCCCACUUUUCAUUUUCAGUGACCUAUUUUAUCUAAAAAUUUAAAUAAAAAUGAAAAUCUCCUAAAAAAUCUGGGUCACCAUUGUCUCCAAAAGUGGAAAAAGGAGAGGAUGAAGCAAGGUUGUUUUGUUUGUUUGUUUGCAUUUUUUUCAGAGUGAUUAUUUUUUGGAAUUUUAACCAACAAAAACAAAAAAAAAAAGAAAAAAGAAGAGAAAAAAGUGGCUGAUUUUUUGUUAACCUCUCAUAAUCUUUCUUGUUAUUAGCCUUUUUUUUCUCUGUUUUAUUUUUUACUUGCUUUUCUUUCUGUGAACUGAACCUUCAUUUUGUUCUUCUUCACUUCAGGGGUGAAAGUUCUGAGAAACACUUAUUGCGGGUGGUUAAGUGAAUUGGAAGCUGUUGUUGAAGCUGAAUACUGAUAAGUAGUAUGGAGAAGAGUAAAGUUGAUGGUAAUGUCUCUUUUAGUGGUCACAUUAGUCAUGGACUCGCUUCCUCGACUGGCGAGAACAAAACAAGUGUACAUAAUCCUAGAGAUGCCGAGGUUUCUACUGUUUUGUCUGAAAGGUUUCACUCUGCACAGCAGACUUCUGUCAGGAGCGAUCUGAGAUCAGAAACUGGACAAACCUCUAAUGGAAAGAGGAAAGAACCAGAUUAUUCAUCUGUGACGGCAGAAGUCUGUCAUGAAAGUCAUACCAACAAGGGGCCUGACCAUAAUAAGCUACUCAAAACUGAUUCAGCAUCAUCUAAAGAAAGUGGUGAAGUGGUUCAGCUAAGUUCAGUUGAUUCUACUGAUCCGAAACCAUGUCAGUCCUCCAAUGAAGAUUUGGUUGAGAGGAAACCAUUUUUAACUCAGUCACAUGAAUCAAAAAUUGUUUUUCUAGAGCAUGAGUCAUCCGUUGUAACUACAAAAUCAGAUUCUACAGCUAUUAGUUUGCAAAGCUCACGUCAUUGUAACUUUGAUCUGAAUGAAGGUAUGGAGGAAAAUGGAGCAGAAUUCCACAAAAUUCCACCAAUAUCAGUGGUAGCAAAGGUUGGGGUUCCUAUGGGCUUGCCUCAGAAACCGUUGCAGUUUGGUGGAGAGCUUGGAUGGAAAAGGUCAGGAAAUAUCAGCGCUUUCCGUUCCACUUCUUUCAUGAAUUCUGAAAGAGGAAGUAUAACUAACAGUAAUAGAGGGUUUGACCUCAAUGUUGCUGCAACAAUGGAUUCAGAAUAUCCUGGUGAAGAGACUUCUGUGGACUUCACUUCAAAGCAGCCUGAAAAAUUUCUCCUUGACCUGAAUUGCCAAAGUGCAAGUGAUGUAAAUCAUCAUAAAGCUAGUGCAUCAAGUUUUGAUCUAAAUGACAAUCCUGUGAUCGAGGAUACACAGAACUACAUUCAUCAUAAUCAACACAGUGAAAACCAGCAGCUGCUCAGAAAAAGUGUUGCAGCUAACACAGCCACUUGUUUCAGAGGAAAUGCCAGUCAAUCCAAUUUUGAAUUGGGAAGACCUUCAUACUGGGUUGAUCUUAGUUCUAUGCGAGGCUUUAGUCACGUUCAACCCCACCCUUUUCUUGUGGCUGCCCCGACAGCUGAGCAAGUGCAGAUGAUGAUACCUUCUGGACUUUACAUCGGAAAAGUUAACAAUUUAUCCCCUACAUUACAUCCCCCUAGUCUCCACCACACCUUAACAAUCAGCAUGGUGCUGCUGCACUUCCCCAAAUAUCAGGUUCUGUUCUUGCAGCCUACCCUGGGGCUGUCCAAUUCCUGGAAAGUCCUCAAGGACUGA